This is a messenger RNA of Podarcis lilfordi (Lilford's wall lizard), 10760 nucleotides long. The record is from the annotation of a GenBank genome assembly. NCBI's taxonomy places the organism in Eukaryota, Metazoa, Chordata, Lepidosauria, Squamata, Lacertidae.
UCGCAGUAAUAAAUAGCCUUCCUCAUAAUCAUAGAGCUCAGCGUUGUACUUGGCCGCUUAGGUGUAAAUGCCCCUGAGCUGAAUGGAUCCUGCUUCUAAGGGGAAAUGGCGUAGGAUUUGACCGCGGGGCUUCGAUCCAUUGCCCGCUUACCUGGGAGUAAGGACCCACUGAGCAAAAUGGGAUUUACCUCUGAGUAGACAUGUAUGGGAUUCCACUGCAGAUGUGUUUUCAUGUGGAGUAAGACCCAGGAGGCAGGAAACACACACGGGAUCGAGCCAUGGCAAUGUUUUAAAGCCAUAUAUAUAUAUAUAUAUAUAUAUAUACACACAUACAUAAACACAUAUACACCUUUUUUACUUGGGCCGACAUGCCUGCUUUUGAUGGAGCUUUGGGCUGGGAAAUAAUUUAACUUCACCUCGCUCCCGUGGUAUUUCUGUGCGGAUUCUCUUUUUGCUGUAGUUUCAGCUACACCCAUUCACACGUUAUGUUAACGAACAAAGUCCGUUUGAAAUACAUGUCACAGACUGGUCAGUGCUUCCCAAACUCGGGUCUCCAGCUGUUCUUGGACUACAAUUCCCAUCGCCUCCUCCCCCGUCAUUCAUCUCUUAGCUAGGGAUGAUGGGAGUUGUAGUCCCAAAAAACCCCAAACAGCUGGAGAACCUUCGUUCCUGAAAUUUUGAUAGUGGCUGUGGCAGGUUUGCCCCGGAGAUUUUUGACGUUGUGUUUUGCUAAUAAAGACUUGAGUAGGUGACACUUAAUUAGAGCCUGAACCUCCAUUUGAAACGUGAUCGAGCGGAGAAGGUUAUAAACUCCACUAAAGGUUGCAAUGUGAAGAUGUUAACAACGGGCUACAUUACACCCUAGGGUCUUACAAAUGCACUCUACCCCGCUGCAAUGUGGGGCAAUAACGCCAGACUACAUUGCAGUGUUGUCAUGAACCACAGUCAGUGUGCAGCUUUAUAACGCCGUAUUUACUUUAAAAUACACACUUUCUGGGAAUGUGCCAAUCAUGAGAUGGUGCGGUCAUGUACAUCACAAACAGCGCCCCCAUGCAGAAACAAAAGCAAAUCCCCAUUAAGUAUGAGUUUAUUUGGCAACUUUCAUAAUUACUUGCUAUGUGUGGUACAAAUAUGCACCUAUGGAAUAUAUUUUACGUCACUCAUUCUAUUCCAAGCUUAUUAUCAUUUUAUUAUUUCGUGGUUUUAUUCUUUUAGCUUGAAUUUUCGUUUGGCUGGAAAUAAAAAAAUACACAUUUAUAGUCUGCUGCAAAAUAAAGCUCCUGAUAUCAAACUAAGGUAAAGAAAAUCCGGUUUUGCAUAAGCAUUUCCCUUGCCAUUUUAAGAAGCACUUUGCUGCCUUGCGAUCUCUUAUCAUGGCAUGAUGCGACUCAUGUGACUAAUGGCCAGGCCAAUGCGCAGCUGUUUCAACAAGAGCAGCUUUAUUUAACCCCACUUUCAGUUUCAAUGGUUUCUACGGAAAGUCUUCUAGCAGCAGCUGGGAAGAGCGAUGUGGAGAACAUUUGACACAGCUCAUCACCGCUUUGUGGAGCUGCAGGAUUAGACCUUCGUUGAUCGAGGUACAUUGGGGCGGGGGGUGGAGUUUACACAAGCCCUGAUGUAGUAAGAUCUGAUUUAAACAGAUUUAAACUAAGCAGUUCUGUCUCUGAUCUCGGCUAUAAGGCUAUAAGGCAACCUGGGAAUUAAGAAGCUAAACUUGCUUUCCUUUUCGCCACUGGCAAAUGAAUGGAAGCGUCGCAAACUUUCGUUUCGUGAUUCCGGGGCGUGGGGUGUUUUGUUUCCGCUUUGCAAGUUGAAAGAACUGCUCCAUCUUGCUAGAAGCUUAAAAUUCCCAUCAUUUAAGUGUAGGAAUACUACUUUUAUAUGAAAGGAGACAAUGACGGUAUUGAACAAAGGAAGUUUCCCUUCCACUACAUCUUCCUACCAGGAAAGGCUGGAUUUUUCUAUGUUUUACAGUUAGAUAAUCAACUCACUCCAGUCCAUUAAUUUAAAUGGAACUACAACUCUUUGUUCAUGAAAACAACAUCCCUGUUUCAGCCCUAUUGUACAGAGUGAUUAAACCCUGGCUUUGCUCACUGGUGGAGGAAGAGGUGUGCGGGGGGGGGGAGCGCACUGCCCUUGGCAGCACGAUCCCGGCAGGGUGCCAUUGCAGCUGCCCCCCCCCCCCCGCUUGCGCUGGGCGCCAUGACCCUACGAGCGGCACCCCCCCGGACGUGCACCACGCCCCCAGGAUGCCCCCAGGACACGCACCAACCCCGCCCCCGCCCCCACCUGCUCUCUGCCCCCUGCCACUGGCUUUACUAAACUGUAGUUGGAUUGCAUGUGCCUUUUCACUAGUACAGUAGAACCUCAGCUUACGUUACCCACGGGUAACGUAAACUUCGGGUUGCAAAAGCGGCAAACCCAGAAGUGUUUCUCCGCACGUGCAUGCGCAGAAGCGCUCUACUGUGUCGCGCACAUGCUCAGAAGCGGUCCCUCCUGUUUCGGAAACCUCGGGAUCCGACUGGAGCUCCAGACCGGAUCCCAUCCACAGCCACUGUACUACUGUAAUAGGAAGAAUUGUGUUCCUUGGAGCAUUUUUUUAUGGAAGAUAUGUAUCUUAAAACUACAGUGGUACCUCAGGUUACAUACGCUUCAGGUUAAAGACUCCGCUAACCCAGAAAUAGUGCUCCAGGUUAAGAACUUUGCUUCAGGAUGAGAACAGAAAUCGGGCUCCGGCAGCGCGGCGGCAGCAGGAGGCCUCAUUAGCUAAAGUGGUGCUUCAGGUUAAGAACAGUUUCAGGUUAAGAACGGGCCUUCGGAACGAAUUAAGUACUUAACCUGAGGUACCACUGUAUAAGGGGCGCGGGUGGCGCUGUGGGUAAAACCUCAGCGCCUAGGACUUGCCGAUCGCAUUGUCGGCAGUUCGAAUCCCCGCGGUGGGGUGCGCUCCCGUCGUUCGGUCCCAGCGCCUGCCAACCUAGCAGUUCGAAAGCAUCCCCGGGUGCAAGUAGAUAAAUAGGGACCGCUUACCAGUGGGAACGUAAACGGUGUUCCGUGUGCUGCGCUGGCUCGCCAGAUGCAGCUUGUCACGCUGGCCACGUGACCCGGAAGUGUCUGCGGACAGCGCUGGCUCCCAGCCUAUAGACUGAGAUGAGCGCACAACCCUAGAGUCUGUCAAGACUGGCCCGUACGGGCAGGGGUACCUUUACCGUUACCUUUACCACUGUAUAAACAUGACUCUUUAAGUCUAAACACAACUAAUUUUCUUAAAAGUCACAACUAAUUUUAUUUCCAUGUACAACUCACCAUUUUCCCAGAUCGGGACCCUCAAGGGACUUACAGAUAAAAUAGAAAAACCAAAAACAUAGUAAUUAAACCCUAAUUCAAUUAAAACAAUAUAAAAAGAUCUAUUAAAAAUACAGAAAUGAAACUGGUAGCAGAUGGGACACACAAAAUACAGGCAUCACUUUACUAUGCACCUGGUAUAAGUUCCAUUAAAAUUGUUCCUACAAUCACUCCUUUCCUCAUGAAGGGAUGUAGGAAAGUUUACCAAUCCAUGCUGUCUUAUUUUCCUCUGCAGGCAGAAAAAUGGCAGGUAUCACUUCAGGAGUAGAAACUUGCCCCUUCUGCAAAAAGCCAUUUAAAAGGCUCAAGUCUCACCUGCCUCACUGUAAGAUGGCGGGAGAUGCAGACUCAAGGAAUGUUUUGCCUCCCAGCAAGAAAGCUGGGAAAAAGAAAGAGCAGAUCAAAAGCACAGAAACUACCUCCAAAAAAGAAAAUAAGAAAAACAAAGCAAAAGCAACAACACAUUCAUUGCAACCACAGGAAACAGCUGGAUCAGCAAGAUGCAGCCAUCAGCAUUCAGUUGAGGAUGCACAAAAGCAAAUCAAGUGCGCUACUGAAAAAGCACACAAAACUGAAGGCACAAAUCAAGGAGCAUCAGAAGAUGUCCGAACACAAUCAGCUGAAAAGGUGUUUUCAGCAACGAAGCUUGCAAAAAAGUCACCUCCCCCUAACGAGGAGGAAUCUGCAUCCAGUCUCACUUUAAAGCCACUGAAUCAGAAUGGAAAAUCAGCUUCAGAAUCUCCUAGUGGAGCUAGCCAGACAACUAAUCCUUCUACGAAACAAAGGCAAAGGAAAGAAGCAUCUGCAAAGCCAGAUUCUUUCACUGAUAAUUUACAACCUAUUCCUCAGAGAUUUAUUGAUACUGUAGAACUAGUGAUAGAAAACCAUCGUGUGAGGAUAUUGAGGAACAAGUGUGAAUCAUCUGUUCAGAAUAUCCCUUUAAAUAAAGGUGUUGUGGGCAACCAGAAGGCAGGAUGCUGGCCUGCGAAACCACCAUCUGGAGAUGCAGAGAUUGCCUUGGCUGAUGGGCAGCAAAUUAUGACAGAACCUGAGGGUGGAAAGAGCGCUUCAGGUCUUGAACUUUCAGGGGAAAUUGGGAGUGGAGAGACAAAAAAGAAUGUGGCUACAAUUAAAGCACACACUUCCGAUGGCCGUUUUAUGGACAACUGCAGACAAGUCUCCAAUACUCCUGUUCAGCUGGCUGCAGGAAUAAAAAGCAUGAUUGAAGAAAAUCCUGUAUGUUUCAAAGGGGAGGGCUAUCGGAAAGAAUCUCCAGUUUACAUCAGUUUCAAAUCAGAGAUCUACCCCUCAUUUACAGAAGCCCUCAGAGAAAGACAUAAUGAAACCUCUAACUACUACUUAACUAGUCUGGGAAAAGAUAUUGCUUUGCGUUCUGUUGUGACUAUAGGAGAUAAAGGCCCAGGGAUAUAUGUGAGUCAAUCAUCACUCCAAACGUUAGAAAUGCCUACUGCCCAUUGGCCCACACCCCCGGAUAGAAGCAUACGCCCAAGUCCUUUGGGACUGGAGUGGUUUCCAGAACUGUAUCCUAAUUAUUGUGGGCUAGGUUUAUUUUCAAAGAGGCCAUCUCAGUGGGCUACAGUCAUCCCGGAAGCUAACGUACUCAGUCUCCCUUGGGAAGGCCAGCAAGGUAAAAAGGGAAGUUUUUAACCAUUGAUUUCUAAGAGAGAACAGUUCACGCUGCUACCCAGUGGGCUGAUUUGUUGAAGUGGUGAUCAAGUCAUGCAUGGUUAAUGCAGGAGGAAGAGGAAGGUGCACACAGUCUUUGUUUCAUAGUCUUUUCUUUCUCUGGGGAUAUUUUAUUUGGUUUUAAAAUCCCAGGCCAUCAAAAUCCUGAUGGUAGGGCGAGACCUACCAGAACACAGCUGCUUUUCCCUUUCUUGAAUUGCUUUCUCAAGCCCCGGUGAGGAGAAUGAAUCCAUUAAAGCCCAUUUCAUCCCCUUUCUGGGUAGGUUUUAAAUGGGAAAUCCUUUAAAAUCCAUGCAGAAAAACAAGAAGUACAUAUGAGGCAGUCCAAGGGUUGUGUGCUGCCUUCAUUCCUCUUAAAAAAAAAUAUCUUCGUAUAUAUUUUUUCAAAACAGGGUACCCAGCCACCCACAACCUGGAGCAACUAGUGCACAAGGCUCCUUGGCACCACACACUUUGAGUGCACAUACAUUUUUGGAGGAGUUGAAUUAGGCACCCAGCCGUUGGAUGGCCUCGUAAAGGAAUUAAGCAGACUGUGGAUUCUGAAGUGGACCAUUGAUUUGAUCCAAGUCACGAUCUGCUUUGGAUUGAAUUGGGUGAGUCUGUUUCAGAAUCAUGAGCCUCAGUUCCAGCACUUCAUGGAUGUUUACCCCAUGUUCCUGGGAGCCCUUCUCUUGGGUCCUUCUUUUCCUUUUUUCCUGUUUGAAUAUUCUUUUAGUUCAAAUAUGAGUUUGAGCAUUUUGGGCACACUAGGCUCUUUUUGAAUUGCAUUGAUUUUUCACUUCCUUUAACUGUCUGCAGGCUACUCUCAGGCAGUAUACACUACAGAAGUACUGUAUAUCAGUUUCAUACAGGUUUAACAGUUACACCUUCCCUGAAGACUCCCUGGGAGCUGUGGUUUCCUGAGGGUUCUUCUGAGAAUGUUAGAUGUUCCUACACCCUUUCAAAGAGUUAUGGCUUCUGCGACCCCCUGCAGGAAGGAAAUGGCUAUUAAGCCAAUUUAUAUAUAAUGUAGAAAGUUGUGUCUUGCAAGCUGUCGUUUUGCCCUCACACAUGCCCUCCAGUUAAUUUAUAGCAAGAUGCAUGAGGGUGCCGGCAUAUUCUCAGGUUGCUUUGGAUAUGUGGUCAUGCUGACUUUUUUUUAUUCCAAAGGUUCUAAAAAUCAUUUCAGAUGUUUAGAAAUUUGGUGGUAGUUUGGGAUGGGCUGCGGGGAGCUGUGUGAACAACGUAAUCUUAGUAUUGGGAAUGUAUCUUGGUUCCCUGGUGCAAGAAACCUGCAACGCAGAGCUAAAAAUUUAUUCCAGGGAAUCAACUUCUUCUCUCUGUUUAUUAUUUCAAUGGGUGUUUUUUCUUUCGGUUUCAGAAGUGUAUAUAAUAGGGAAGUAAUUCCUCAAGUAAUCUAUAGGUAGGGUAACACUAUAGACUAAUAUGGCUACCCUUCUGGAUAUUGUUACCAGUGUUGUUUUCUAGAAAAAGAGGUACUCACCACGAACUCCUCCCUUGUUCUCUUAUAAUGGCAAAGGCGCCCACGUGAGAAGUUCCAGCUGAAAAUAAGCCCUGAAUGUUACUAUAGAUUGAGUACACUUGCAAGUUCAGGCUCUAUGGGCUAAGCUGGGAACCAGAACACCUUAGAUUUUACCAUGAAGCUGGUUUGCAUAAAUCCAUCCUUCUCCAGGAAGCAAGAGAGAAGCCAUUCUUUUCUCUGCUCAGAAUGUUUUAUGUUGUUUGCCCUGCAGCAGCAAAACUCAUCAUGAUAAGCACUCUGCCUGCUGUAUCAUUUGGCAGGCAGGGUACUUCAUUGUGAGUAGAUCACUUACUGGGCAAGCCAUACCCUUUCACUAGAAAUGAAGCCUUUCCCAGCAACCGGAUUUCCAUAGGCAGCCUGGAGCCCUUUCUAUUGCCAGUAGGUCUACUUGUGAAGAAGCACCCAUGCUUGCAGCUUGCUUGUGAGUCAGCCAAUAGAUUUGUUGCGGUACAAAGGGGCAAGGAGAGAUUUCAGCCUGCUGUUUUGGAACUAGAGCUCUUUCCAGAUUCCACGUCUAACAUUUCUCACAAUGUCUGCUUGGGCCAUCAUGCAGAACAUCACAGGGAAGCAAAGUUACUCUGAGUACAUUGACCUACAAACCUCACUGGUCAGUGAUUCAACCAGUAUGAGCUUUACUUAGUCUAAAUACUUAAUCCGGGGAUGGGACCCUGGUGGAAACUUGCAAAGAGAGGAGUUUAUUAUUGCCAGGGAGGCGGGGGAAAGGAUCUAGCUGUUUUCUUUCCUAGUUCCACUGGCAGAAAGGCGUCUGAUGGAUGUAAAAUUCCAAGAUUUGCCUGCUUGGCUAGCCACCCGUGACUUGUCUCUGCAGGGGAUUCUUGGAGCAACACAGAGGUGCGAGAGCAAAUCAUGCACUGUGUCUUUCUGUGCUGCUUUGGAAUAGUCAGUUGGCUGGCAGGGGAGUUGAGGAUGGCUGCACAGCCUUUGUUAUUAUGCAUGAAAAAGGAAAGGCUUGAUCUGUACCCUUAAAACUACUGACAAGAACAAUCAAACUGCUCCUGUCUUUCUUCCUAAACAGCUUGGAAUGGAUACUACAACAGAUACAUCAAAGUGAAAAAGAACGGAGUGGCUGGUAUCUCCAUCCUGCUUCUGGGCUGCGUCCUCAGCUAUGCCUGGAGCUAUCCACACAUUAGUAAGGCCUUUUAUCUGUAUUUAUCGUAGACAAGGUCACUGUUGCUUGAGUUCUUGAUCUUUGGUAUGUGGGGUUCCUGCUGUUCAAGAAAGCAACCGUGCAAACUCAUGUACAAUGCCUUUGGAUUAAAGACUUGAUAACUUUUUUCCACUUUGCUUAAGUAAAUGAAGGUUCAAAAACUGUUCCAAGAACGCCCUUUAAUCAGAAAGUAGCUAUAGCCCUAAUCAGUAACUAUUUGUACAAGAAGACUACUUUGAGGAGUGGAUGGAGGGUGGUAGACCAGGGGUGCUUUCCAUCCCUGAGUUGGCAACUGAUGUUUAGUCUCUGCUCUUUGCACCCAAUACAAAGGGAAAGUUCUUACAAGACGUCUGUGGAGCAUAGCUGAGAAAUAUGUUGCUGCUGUAUUACGAAAGGCUCUCUCACUGCACAAUCGUAUGGAAGCUUAUUUGAAAAUAAGUCCUGUUGUUUUCGAUUAUACAUAUUGAUGAAAUGGCAGCAGAAGUAUAAACCUCCACAUUUUUAUAGUUUUAAUUUUGGGGUUUUGUUCUCUCCCAACGAUAGAACACAGUCGCUGACAGAAAUACCGCUGGCGAGGAUGCGAGAGGAUGUGGCGGAAGGAGUCGGCAUGCAAACAGAGUUUGGACCUUUGUUCCGGAAGGAAAAAGACAAGCUGAAAAAUUCUGCAGAAGACGCUAGAAGUACUUUUGUCUUUGUUACUUAGGAGCAACAUCUCCAUAAGGACUUCCAUCUGGAGGCCCUUGAGAGAUAGUCACCAGUCUUGGCCUAGAGCAGCCUUCCUCAGUGUGGUGUCCUCCAGAAGUUAAGUAGCUCCUGUCAGACAUGAAGGAAGCUGUGAUCCAAAAACAUCUGGAGAGCUGCAGAUUCCCCAUCCCUGUUCUAGACAGACUAGCAACAACUGCAAUCUCUUGUGAUUGUUGACAAGAGCCAACAGCAGUAUGAACUCACAGUUGUUGACUACUAUUAAACAAGCAAAUAACUAUUUCUCUUCUACUUUUCUGAAUAUAUGAAGUCUGCUCAGGUUGCAUAAAAGAUGAUAUUAGUCUCAUGUGGGAAUCUUGAGUGGAAUUAAAAUGCAGCUCUUUUUUUUAGGGAUGAUCGGACCUUUCAUACCCCAUUUUUUGAGAAGAACUGUGGAUCAGGGGCUGUAGUGGAUCUGGUCUAGCCAAGCCCAAUUUUAAUAUGCUAUUCUCCUGGGUAUUAAAGUGUAUUUUGCAUACACACACCACAGAGGCACAGCCUUUGGUACUGUGGCAUGUGAAUGCAUUCUUUAUUUUAUUUUAGGUUGUUAUUAGACACAGACUCAUGACAUUGCUAAUGAUGAGACGUAUUUCCUGUGCCUGCACACUUGAGUUGUCUUCACGGGAGUUAAAAAAAUAUAUUAAGUUUUAAAGGUAAAGGUACCCCUGCCCGUACGGGCCAGUCGUGUCCGACUCUAGGGUUGUGCGCCCAUCUCACUUAAGAGGCCGGGGGCCAGCGCUGUCCGGAGACACUUCCGGGUCACGUGGCCAGCGUGACAAAGCUGCUCUGGCGAGCCGGCACCAGCACAGCACACGGAAACGCCGUUUACCUUCCCGCUAGAAAGCGGUCCCUAUUUAUCUACUUGCACUUAGGGGUGCUAGGUGGGCAGGAGCUGGGACCGAAAGACGGGAGCUCACCCCGCCGCGGGGAUUCGAACCGCCGACCAUGCGAUCGGCAAGCCCUAGGCACUGAGGUUUUACCCACAGCGCCACCCGCGUCCCAAUAUUAAGUUUAGUCAAGGGCAAAAACUUCCCCACUUUAUAACACUCAUGUAAACCUUUGAAAAGAACAACAGCGCAAGGCUGCUUCUUCAUAACAAUAGCCUGUCUUGCAUUGUUGUUGUUUGUUGUUUAGUCGCUUAGUCGUGUCUGAUUCUUCGGGACCCCAUGGACCAGAGCACGCCAGGCGCUCCUGUCUUCCACUGCCUCCCGCAGUUUGGUCAGACUCAUGCUGGUAGCUUCGAGAACACUGUCCAGCCAUCUUGUCCUCUGUCGUCCACUUCUCCUUGUGCCCUCCAUCUUUCCCAACAUCAGGGUCUUUUCCAGGGAGUCUUCUCUUCUUAUGAGGUGGCCAAAGUAUUGGAGCCUCAGCUUCAGGAUCUAUCCUUUCAGUGAGCACUCAGGGCUGAUCAGCCCUGAGUGUCUUGCAUUAUUAUUUCUUAUUUAUCCAUUUUCCUUCGACAGGCCAUGAAGAUCUAGUGGCUUAUUUGUAAGAGUAAAUGGGCCCCUUCCAUAAUUAUAUUGCAGGAUGAAGGCUAGCACCAUCCUAGAUUGUGGGUGGGUUUCACCUAACAAGCCUCAUCCAUUUCCACUUGUGCAACAGCUUUCCAUUGACAUACUUGGAUCUAGUUCCAGCCUGCUAUGCCAUUUGUGUCUCUGGGUGACUGUUCAAAUGGAAAAACGUAAGAAGAGCACUGCUGGAGCACCCUGUUCUCACAGUGGUCAACCAGAUGCCCAUGGGAAGCUCACAAGCAGAACCUGAGGACAGGAUUAUUUGGGUAGGAGCGAGUGCUUUCAGUGAAUAAUGUGUACACAGUCUCGGGCUUAACAGCAUUCUAGCACCAGUGAAGAUGGAAUGGUUUCAACUAGUCCACGUUGACCAAGUGUCCCAAAGCAGCCAAUAGUGCUACAGUAAUAAUGGAUUUUAGAGCGUACUAAAGCUGAGCAGGAGUAACAUCAAUAAUGUACUGUUCCAUUUCUGGAGGAAGAAAUCCAUACCAAUAACUAGCUAAGAUGCCCUUUUGAGUAGAGGCUCGCCAGACAAAAGCGAGACGCCGAUUUAAAUCAGGGCUGACUCUUUUGUACUCAAGUCACAAUGGAUUUAUAAUUCUGUAGUUGUGGAAACCCCACACCUGCAAUUAAUUGCUGGGUCUUUAUUGCAAACAUUUCACUUCCAGCACUUGAUGAACAGCAGGAAGUAUAUUAUUGCCACAUUUUACACGUUCCUGUGAAACUUAAUUUGACUGCUUGCAAUAUAAAUCCUGAAGAUUUUCCUAGC